Gekko japonicus is the source of this 1398-nucleotide messenger RNA. It is a transcript of the gene PAX8, whose product is annotated as paired box 8. The coding region runs from base 1 to 1398 and encodes 465 amino acids. Gene Ontology annotation, molecular function: RNA polymerase II cis-regulatory region sequence-specific DNA binding; DNA-binding transcription factor activity, RNA polymerase II-specific. The record is from RefSeq and is a predicted model, not a curated record. Lineage: Eukaryota; Metazoa; Chordata; Lepidosauria; Squamata; Gekkonidae. Gene Ontology annotation, biological process: anatomical structure development; regulation of transcription by RNA polymerase II. The transcript is spliced from 11 exons.
AUGAUAGCCAUCUUCAAGUAUAUGAAGGGCUUUUAUAUAGAAGAUGGAGAAGAGUUGUCUUCUGUCACCCCAGAAGGACACGGAGGAUUGAACCAGCUGGGUGGAGCCUUUGUGAACGGCCGACCCCUGCCAGAGGUGGUACGGCAACGCAUUGUGGACUUGGCACACCAGGGCGUGAGGCCCUGUGACAUCUCCAGACAGCUGCGAGUCAGCCACGGCUGCGUCAGCAAAAUCCUGGGCAGGUACUACGAGACUGGCAGUAUACGGCCAGGUGUUAUUGGGGGCUCCAAGCCCAAGGUGGCAACACCCAAGGUGGUGGAGAAGAUUGGCGACUACAAACGGCAGAAUCCGACCAUGUUUGCUUGGGAAAUCCGGGACCGCCUCUUGGCAGAGGGUGUCUGUGACAAUGACACCGUUCCCAGUGUGAGCUCCAUCAACAGGAUCAUUCGCACCAAAGUGCAACAGCCAUUUAAUCUCCCGCUGGACAACUGUGUGAUGUCAAAAACCUUGAGCCCUGGUCAUAACCUCAUUCCUAGCUCCACUGUGACUCCACCAGAGUCCCCUCAGUCGGAUUCUCUGGGCUCCACCUACUCCAUCAAUGGUCUUCUGGGGAUCGCUGUGCCUAGCAGUGACAACAAGCGGAAAAUUGAUGACAGUGACCAAGAAAGCUGUCGGCUCAGCACAGACUCCCAAGGCAGCAGCAACUCCUCCCACAAACACCUGCGCAGUGAAACCUACGGGCAGCACCUCCUGGAGUGCCCCUUUGAAAGACAGCACUGCCCGGAGGCCUAUGCUUCCCCCAGCCACGCCAAGGGAGAGCAGGGUAUUUAUGCAUUGCCCCUGCUGAACAGUGCCAUGGAUGAAGGCAAAGCCAUGCUGACGCCUUCCAACACACCACUUAGCCGCAACCUGGCUGCCCACCAGACAUACUCUGCUGUGACAGAUCCCUCUUUGCCCUUCCUUGUGAAGCAGGAACCCCCUGAAGUCUGCAGUACUCGCUCCACCCCUUCCUCCUUAUCUAGCCCUGCAUUUUUGGACUAUCAGCAAAUUGGCACCGGAGGCUCUGUCCUGCCUUGCAAUGCCUUUUCUCACACGACCUCUGCCUAUGGCCAGUUCACAGGCCAGGCCUUUGUCUCAGGGCGUGAAGUGGUUGGUUCCACCUUGCCUGGCUACCCUCCCCACAUCCCAGCCAAUGGGCAGGGAAGCUACAGCUCUUCUGCAAUUGCUGGCAUGGUGGCAGGAACUGAUUAUUCCGGGACCGCGUACAGCCACACCCCGUAUUCGACCUAUGGGGAUACCUGGCGCUUCCCCAACUCAGGCCUACUGGGCUCCCCGUAUUAUUACAGUUCACCAUCACGGGGUCCGGUGCCCCCCGCCGCCACAUACGACCACUUGUAG